UUCUGUUAAAGAUGAGCAAAUUUUCUAUCAGAUAUGAUGAAAGAGGGUUUAUACAAGACAAAACCUUUAUUGAGACUCAUGAUUCUGAUCUUGAAGACAUAGAAGAGGAGAUAAUUCCUAAAAUAAACAUAAUCCCAGAAGGUGUGACAAAAAGAAAAGCUUCCAUAAGAAAUUUGAGCUUACAUAGCGCAGUUUAUAACAGUAAAUGAAAGUUAAAAUUCAAGUUCAAAAAAGAAAAUCCCUUCUGAGAAUUCGGAAACAAUGGAAAAGUAUUGAAUAAGGUUAGGAAUUUCAAAAUGAAGCCUAAUGACUUAAGCCCUGAAUCGACUGCAAUUAAAAAGAAAAGCUAUUUUACAAGCGAUCCUAAAUAAUUUAAAAGAAAACCAGCAACCACAAGGAAGGAUGAGAAAUAUUUCAAUGGACAGCAAUUGUAUCAAACCUGAGAUUCUAGUGAGUGCUAAAAACAAAUAAGUUUGAAGUUAUAAUCCCUGGAAAUGGGAAAGAGGAUUUAUUAAUUGAAGAAUCUCCUGCAUUAAAAUCUCGUGAUUCUAAUAUCCAGUCAAAAUUUGGUACUCCUUACUUUAAAAGUCCAAAAAUCGACUCUCCCUUUACCAGAAAUGAUGUAUUCAACAAGAAGACAUCUACCUCUCUUCGUGAGAUAAAUUUUUGUGAAAACCGCCAGACAGAAAUCCACCUACUUGCCGCAUUUAGAUCAGCUCUAAGGAGUGACAAAAGAGUUGAUAAUAUUCACCAAAGAAGUAUUCUGAAUUCAAAGCCUCAUGAAAAUAGAGACAUGGGGUCUUUUUAUUCAAAAUAUUUCAAGCUCAGAAAGAUAAUGAAGUACUAAUUGCUUAAAUUCAACAUUAUUCACA
Messenger RNA from Moneuplotes crassus, 872 nucleotides. The record is from the annotation of a GenBank genome assembly. Lineage: Eukaryota; Ciliophora; Spirotrichea; Euplotida; Euplotidae.